AUGGCCACUCAGUACGAACUCGAACACAAUGUAAAACUCGCCGAGCCCCGUCGCCAAGGCCGCCGCGUCGACAUGGCCUCCUUCUUCUCUCUCCUCAACCAGCUCGACGAGCCAAGCAGCACCGAAAACCCGCAUCACAACCCGCACGCCACGCCCACGCCCGUCGACACAGCCGCGCUCUUCCGCCUCCUGCAGAGCCAGCUCCAGACGCUGCAGACGACCGCGCCGACAGAAGGCAAUCGCGAUUUCCUAGAGCAGCUGAUAGCCUCCCUGGAGGACGACAUUCACGACCCGCCGACGAGGCUACAGGGCGCGAGUCAGGAGUUUGUCGAUUCGCUGGAUCGAGUGAACCGGAAGAAGCUCGACAAGGAGGAUGACUGCGCUAUCUGCAAGAUCCCGUACUUGGAGGACGAGUACUGCCUCGUCGUGGAGCUGCCGUGUCAGGGAAAGCACCGUUUCGAUCUGGAGUGCGUCGGUCCGUGGUUGAGGAGCAAGGGGACGUGUCCCAUGUGUCGUGAUGAGAUGGGCAAGAGGAAGGAGAUUCCAAUUGUGGAAGACGACGAAGAGGAGGAUGGCGAUAUGAUGUAUGCGUGA
Molecule: messenger RNA, 594 nt
Organism: Trichoderma gamsii
Lineage: Eukaryota; Fungi; Ascomycota; Sordariomycetes; Hypocreales; Hypocreaceae
Exons: 2
Coding region: 1-594 (197 amino acids)
Biological process (GO): protein ubiquitination
Cellular component (GO): cytoplasm
Molecular function (GO): ubiquitin protein ligase activity
Source: RefSeq, a predicted model, not a curated record